Messenger RNA from Panicum virgatum (switchgrass), 1051 nucleotides. RefSeq names its product zinc finger MYM-type protein 5-like. The transcript has 2 exons. Bases 107 to 1051 code for a protein of 314 amino acids. The record is from RefSeq and is a predicted model, not a curated record. NCBI's taxonomy places the organism in Eukaryota, Viridiplantae, Streptophyta, Magnoliopsida, Poales, Poaceae.
CAAGUUCUUGUAAAUUUUAGUUGUGCCCUAGUUUUGAGCCACUUGUAUUUUUUUUCUUCAUCUUAAUUUCAGGAUUGUUCUUACCCAAAUAUCACCGUGUGAUGCCAUGUCAUCUAGAAGUAGAAAGUAUCCAUCAGGCAACGAAAAAAGAAAGAAAAGAAAAAGAGAAGAUGAGUUCAUAGCAUCACAGAAAGGAGCCCUUGAUAAAUUUGUUAAGGUGAAUUCAAACCCUUCAAGGAAUUACGAGGAACUGGCCAUAAUUGCAGUGGAGGAACAAAUUAAUGGAGGUUCAGAAGAAAACAUUGACAUCCAAGAAGAUGAUAACAAUGUGAGUGAUCCUGAGAACAUAGCUGAUCCAUCUGCUACAGAAUGUGCUAGUGUUGAUGAUCAACCAGUUUUUAGUACUGAUAUCUAUGAUCCAAGAAAUUGGGAAAAUCUUGACAACAAAUCAAGGGAUAUUUUAGUGGAGAAGGGGCAUAUAAGACAAGAAAAUCUUGAGUUUCCUUUAGAUGAUAACUCAAGGCAUUUUUCUUAUGCUUGCUGUUCUAAAAAGAUGAGCAACUGGGAGUUACAUGAUAGAAAAUGGUUGGUUUAUUCCAAGGAUGCUGACAGAGUGUUUUGCUUCUGUUGUAAGAUUUUCAAAUCUAACAAUAAUAAGAGUUCAAAUUCACUAUCAGGCAUUGGAUUUAGAGAUUGGAAGCAUAUUAGUGAGAGGCUGAAGGAACAUGAAAAUAGUUUUGAGCAUAUUACUUGCAUGAACACUUGGAAGGAGUUAAAAACUAGAUUGAGCAAGCAAAAAACAAUUGAAAAAGAUUUGCAACAGCAGAUCACAAAGGAGAAAGAACGUUUGAAGCAAGUUCUACUGAGAAUAGUUUCCAUUGUAAAAUUUAUUGGCAAGCGCAAUUUGGCUUUUAGAGGAUCGAGCGAGCAGCUUUACAAUGAUAACAAUGGUAAUUUCUUAGCUUGUGUUGAGAUGGUUGCAGAAUUUGACUUGGUGAUGCAAGACUCUGCCGGCUCCCCUCAGACGAAUCUCCCUCUGUCUGCUGUGUAG